Messenger RNA from Acipenser ruthenus (sterlet), 5282 nucleotides. RefSeq names its product insulin receptor-related protein-like. Gene Ontology annotation, cellular component: membrane; insulin receptor complex; axon. The record is from RefSeq and is a predicted model, not a curated record. Bases 232 to 4224 code for a protein of 1330 amino acids. NCBI's taxonomy places the organism in Eukaryota, Metazoa, Chordata, Actinopteri, Acipenseriformes, Acipenseridae. The transcript is spliced from 22 exons. Gene Ontology annotation, molecular function: insulin receptor substrate binding; insulin receptor activity; ATP binding. Gene Ontology annotation, biological process: positive regulation of MAPK cascade; positive regulation of kinase activity; positive regulation of phosphatidylinositol 3-kinase/protein kinase B signal transduction.
UGUGUUGCUUCAGAACAUUUUUAUUCUUUGAAAACAAAAUGCUUUUUUAAAAAGCACACAAGUGCGAAUUCAGUGGCGAUUAGUUUCUUUCUAUCUUUGUUUAAAAGACAAUCGCAGAAGAAGAUGUUGGGUAAAUACUGCUUCACCCGGGGACAGGAGGGUGCAACUGGGUUAUAAAAAUCUUCUUUGUAUUUUUACCUUUUUUUUUGGAAGACUGAUCAUUUCUGGCUCAUGGAUUUGAAGCCUUUCUUUUUAAUUCUCAGCAGUUUUGCGGUGGGCUGCUCUGCUUCUGAGAUCUGCGGCAGCAUGGACAUCCGCAACAACGUGACGGAGCUCCGGCGACUGGAGAACUGCACGGUGAUCGAGGGGGACCUGCAGAUCCUGCUCAUGUUCACCACCCAGACCGAGGACUUCCGCCACCUCCGCUUCCCCCGGCUCCGCAUGAUCACCGACUAUCUGCUCCUCUUCCGGGUCUACGGGCUGGAGAGCCUGCAGGACCUCUUCCCCAACCUGGCGGUCAUCCGGGGCACCCGCCUCUUCUUCCACUACUCCCUGGUGAUCUUCGAGAUGCCUCACCUGAGGGUGAUGGGGCUGGGGGGGCUGGCCCAGGUCAUGAGGGGUGCGGUGAGGAUCGAACGCAACGAGGAGCUGUGCCACCUCUCCACCAUCGACUGGGGUCUGCUGAUGGAGUCCACGGAGAACAACUACAUCGUGGGGAACAAGCAGGUGGAGGAGUGUGGCGACGUGUGCCCAGGGAUCCUCGAUCAGGAGAAGCCCUGCGUCGAGACCACCGUUGGGGGCCAACAAGGCUACCGUUGCUGGACCUCCACCCACUGCCAGAAAGCCUUGUCCUGCGGGGGGCGUGGGAGCGCAGCGAGCGGGGAGUGCUGUCACCGCGAGUGCAUUGGGGGGUGCGGGCGCCCCAACGACAGCGGCUCCUGUGUGGCCUGCCGAAACUUCCGCUACUCGGGCCGCUGCCUGCCCUCCUGCCCCGCGGGAACCUUCCGAUACGCGGGCUGGCGCUGUGUCAGCAAGGAUUACUGCGCCAGCCUGCGGAAAGUCUCCCCCAACCCCCGGAAGACCCCCCCCCAGCCCCCCCAGAAGUCCUCCAAGUUCGUCAUCCACGACGGGGAGUGCCUGUCGGAGUGCCCCCCCGGACUGACCCGUAAUGAAAGCAGCAUCUUUUGCCACCAGUGCCAAGGCCUGUGCCCCAAGGAGUGCAAAGUUGGCACAAUGACCAUCACCACCCUGAGCAGCGCACAGGAGCUCCGAGGGUGUACCCUCCUGGAGGGCAACCUCAUCCUCAACCUCCGCAGAGGAAAUAACCUGGCCGCAGAGCUGCAGGCGAGCCUGGGGAACAUCGAGGUGAUCACUGGCUUCCUGAAGAUCAAGCACUCCUUUGCUCUGGUGUCUCUCUCCUUCUUCAAGAGCCUCCGACUCAUCAGGGGAGACUCCAUGGUCGACGGUAACUACACCCUGUACGUCUUGGACAAUCAAAACCUGCAGCGGCUGUGGGACUGGAGCCACCACAACCUGUCCAUUCCCGUGGGCAAGAUCUACUUCGCCUUCAACCCCAAGCUGUGCCUGUCACAGAUCUACCGGCUGGAGCAAGCGACAGGGACCCGGGGGCGCCAGAACACGGCCGAGAUCAACCCUCGCACCAACGGAGACCGCAUGUCCUGUAAGAGCGGGGUGCUGAGGUUUGUCUCGAACGUGACGGAAUCCUCGCGGAUCUUCCUGCGGUGGGAACGCUACGAGCCUCUGGAUCACCGGGACCUGCUGAGCUUCAUCGUGUACUACCGCGAGUCGGCUUUCCAGAACGUCACGGAGUGGGUGGGGCAGGACGCCUGUGGCUCGAACAGCUGGAACGUGGUCGACGUGGACCUGCCACUGAGCAGUGGUCAAGAUCCCUGGGUGCAGCUGGGCGGACUCACCCCGUGGACCCAGUACGCCAUCUUCAUCCGCGCCAUCACCCUGAGCACAGCCGAGGACGGACACAACCACGGAGCUAAGAGCAGCGUGGUCUACAUCCGCACGCGCCCCGCGGCCCCCUCCGUGCCCCUGGACGUGCUCUCCAUGUCAAACUGCUCCUCUCAGUUGGUGGUCCGCUGGAAGCCCCCCACUCACCCCAACGGAAAUAUCACCUACUACCUGGUGCGCUGGCAGAGACAGGCAGAGGACUCGGAGCUCUACAUCAGUGACUACUGCAACAAAGGGCUGAGGCUGCCCACCAGCACGGCUGACAGCCAGUUUGACCACGAGGACGGAGGACCGGAGCAGGACCAGGAGGAGAGGUGCUGCUCCUGCCCCAAAACGCAGGCCGAGCUGGCCCUGGAGGCUGAGGAGUUCUCCUUCCAGAAGAAAUUCGAGAACUUCCUCCACAACUCCAUCUUCAUGCCAAAAACACCAUGGAGGGUCAAAUCUGUGAACAAGAGCCCACAAAGGCAGAGUAAGAAGAAGCGUCGGGACGCGCAGUGGGCAGGGUCCAACGCCACCCUGUCCGGCAACGUGACAGCGCCCCCCCAACCGGAGGAGGACCAGUUUCCAGUCCAGGAGGACAAGGUUUUCCAGCGUGACCGGGCUCUGAUCACCGGACUCCACCACUUCACCGUUUACCGCAUCGAUAUCCACGCCUGCAACCACGCUGCCCACCUGGUGGGCUGCAGCGCGGCCACGUUCGUGUUCGGACGCACCCGCCCUCUCCUCUAUGCUGACAACAUCCCUGGCAAUGUCACCUGGGAGCUGGCCGGCAAAAACACGAUUCUGCUGCAGUGGGGGGCGCCCCCAAGCCCCAACGGGCUGAUCCUUAAAUACCAGAUCAGAUACACCAAGUACAAAAGAGAACAGGAGGAGGAGUUUGAGGCAGUGGAGUGUGUGCCGAGGCCCCUGUAUGAGCUGCACCAGGGACACUACAUCAAGAGGCUGCAGCCUGGGAACUAUAGCGCCAUCGUCAGGGCAACUUCCCUCUCGGGCAACGGGUCCUGGUCUGAGCCGGUCGAGUUCUACGUCAUCGGACCUGAGGAGACGCUGCCGCUCUCAGCCCUGCUGCUCAUGCCAGUCGCUCUCGUGGUCUUCAUUGGUCUGCCCAUGAUCUUCAUGUAUCUCUACUACACCAAAAGGAAUAACCCCGGGAGCACUCUGUAUGCAUCGGUGAACCCAGAGUAUCUCAAUGCUUCUGACAUCUACGUGCCGGACGAGUGGGAGGUGGAGCGGGACACGGUCACGGUGAUCCGGGAGCUGGGGCAGGGCUCGUUCGGGAUGGUGUACGAGGGCGUGGUGCGCGGCCCUGACAAGGGGCAGCCGCGGCGCGUGGCGCUCAAAGCGGUCAACGAGUCGGCCACGGUGCGAGAGCGCAUCGAAUUCCUGCAGGAGGCUUCCGUCAUGAAAGCCUUCCACUGUCACCACGUAGUGCAGUUGCUGGGCGUGGUUUCCAAGGGUCAGCCCACUCUAGUGAUCAUGGAGCUGAUGACACGCGGUGACCUCAAGAGCUAUCUGCGUUCGCUCCGCCCCUCCGCCGAGAACAACCCCGGCCUGCCCCCUCCCUCUCUGAAGCAGAUGAUACAGAUGGCUGGUGAGAUCGCUGAUGGCAUGACGUACCUCAACGCUAACAAGUUUGUGCACCGCGACCUGGCCGCGCGGAACUGCAUGGUGUCCGAGGAUUACACCGUGAAGAUCGGAGAUUUCGGAAUGACGCGGGAUAUUUAUGAGACGGAUUACUACCGGAAAGGGGGGAAGGGCUUGCUGCCGGUGCGCUGGAUGCCGCCCGAGGCCCUGAAAGACGGGAUCUUCACCACGCACGCCGAUGUCUGGUCGUUUGGAGUGGUGCUGUGGGAAAUCGUCACCCUGGCUGAGCAACCCUAUCAAGGCAUGUCGAAUGAGCAGGUCCUGCACUACGUGAUGGACAGUGGAACUCUGGAGAGACCGGAGAACUGUCCUGACACCAUACUGGAGCUGAUGACUUGGUGCUGGCAACACAACCCCAAACACAGACCUUCCUUCAACCAGGUGCUGCACACACUGAAAGACCAGCUAGACCCGUCAUUCCGCGCCGUCUCCUUCUACUACAGCCCGGCCAAUCGGGACAGGGGGGCGGAGUCCGGAGAGGGAGAGGGGGCGAGGAGUUCUUCACAGUCAGGCACGCCCAGGAGCUCCCCUGCCCUACCGCCCAGGAAACCCAGGAACGGGAACAGCUCGCCACUGCCCCCCGGUGGUGAAAACGGGUAACUGCAACGAGAACACAGCUGUCUGGAAUAAAGGAUUCGGGGACUCGAUCGAAGCUUUGAAAUCAAACCGAUAAGCAGAUUCAAUACUUGAAGCGCUGCGCAGAGACCAGGACUUGAGGGGGCAGUGCAGAUAUGUAUGGAAAGGGUUAUAUAGCGAAAAGCGACACUGCCGGUGCUUAAUCGCUGGGCUCCUUUUCGGAUUGAUCAGCCUCUAGGAACCGGACGCUCCUUGAAGGCAUUUAUUUUCUGCUGUUCCUUGGAACCUUCUGUCCAGCAUAGGGAACAUUGGGGUGGGGGGGGACACUAAUGCCUGCGGACCAAUAUGGAGGGACUGCUUUAUGUGUUGCACCUGAAGGAAAGAUGGCAUUAAAAAUCAAAUUUCAAUGUGUUUUCUACAAAUGCAAAAUUCAUGAGAUAAUAAAACGUAGAGAUCUUUUUUUUCAAUAUUUCCAAAUUUUAUUACUGUAUUUUUCUAAUAUAUAUUUUCAGUACGUUUAUGGUUAUCGCCAUUACAUACAAUGUCGGUUUGGUUAAAUGACAAAAAGAUGUGUAUUUACAGCAGUGUGUAUAUUUAUCGGAACACCUCCAGAUGUGUCAUUGAUAUCCUUCAUCUACCCGCCUGCAUGGACACACCUCCGGGUGUGAGAAUUUCAAUCUCCGCUCAGUAAUCAGGGAUAUAGAAACACACUCGUGUGUGAAAAUGUCAGACCGCUCUGUGCUUUAAUCAGGCGUCUUAAACCACUUCUAAAAAGUCUCCUGCGUUUUACCGUGUGUGGCUCUGUGUUCCUUUUCUCUUUACUGUUUGAAAUGAAUUGCAUGGGUGGCCUGUUAAAGGCAUCCAUUCAAUUAGACCAUCGCUACUAAUUCGCCUAUUUUUACCCCCAGAUUUUCAGUCCCAGCGGUUUGAUUUCAUACACACAGGAAAUCAGAACUACAGAAGCGAUGGGGUGUUCGGAUAGAUUUGUACACGGCUGUGGAGUUUGUUGUUGUGUUUUUCAAUUUGAUUUUUGUUUUCGAUAUAUUUGUUGAAUGUCUAAAUUGAAUUGUUAAUUGCAUAUG